GAGGAAGUGGACCGACAGGAGGGAGAGGAGUCGUCGGUGUACCGCUGUAUCUACGCACAGUUUUACAGUUUCUACAAGGGAGCAGCAGACAAUACCCCUGGGCCUCGGGACCAAGAUGUCUGCUGUUGUGGUCUCGCGUUUCUUGCGGGGUGUAAACCGGCCCAUUAUUUGCGUGAUCCGCGAUCACCAGAGACUCUACUGCAGAGUGUCGCGUCUUCCCCCCCGCACCCUCUCCCGACCCAGACGGGCCAAGCCGUCUGGCUCCUCUUCCCAGAACGGACCCAGUGUACCCUGGGCUGAGCGGCAGCCCUCCUCCCAGGAGGAGCCAGACUUCUACCUGAGUGGCACGCAGGUGGACGGAAUCCUACGGACCAACGAGCAGGCUGUGGUCAACCCCGAGUUUGAUGGGCGUGGUCCGAGUGCUGUGCUUCGCUUUGAGAGCAACCAGUUGGCAGCGAACGUGCCCAAUGAGGAUCGGCGCAGCGCCGCCACCUGCCUGCAGACCAAAGGCAUGCUUUUCGGUGUAUUUGACGGCCAUGGUGGCCACGCCUGUGCACAGACGGUCAGCGAGCGCCUCCUCUACUAUGUGGCCGUGGCCCUCAUGCCCCAGCGGGUUCUGGAGGAGGUGGAGAAUGCCAUGGAGAGCGGGCGCCCUGUUCCGCCCAUCCUGAAGUGGCACAAGCACCACAGUGACUACAGCUACCGGAAACUUACCUCGCUGUACGUGGAGAACCUGCGAGUCUUCUGGCAGGAGUUGCUGCAAGGUGAGGAGUCUGGUGCCGGGGGGAGCAUGGGACCCUCAGAUGCGCUUGUCUAUGCCUUCCGCAGGCUCGAUGCCGAUAUCUCCCUGGAGGCACAGGCAGCUCAGGCCAGUGAGCUCAUGAGGAGUGCUGCAGUGCAGGCGGCCUUUGCAGGGUCCACGGCCUGCGUGGCCCACAUUGGGGCGGAGGGGGUGCACGUGGCCAAUGCCGGGGACUGCCGUGCCGUGCUGGGGGUGCAAGAGGAGGACGGCAGCUGGAGCGCCGUGCCGCUGUCACAUGACCACAACGCAGAGAACGAGAGGGAGCUGGCGCGGGUCAGGGCGAGGCACCCCAAAGCCGAGGAGGGCACCGUGGUGCAGGACGGGCGCCUGCUGGGCAUCCUCAUGCCCCUCCGGGCUUUUGGUGAUGUACGCUUCAAGUGGAGCCAGGAGCUACAGCAGAGUGUGCUGGAGAAUGGCUGCGACCAGGACUCCCUCAACAUCUUCCAGUACUCGCCGGCCAACUACCUGACGCCACCCUACCUCGACGUAACCCCAGAGGUGACCUACCACCGACUGCGGCCAAAGGACCGCUUCCUCAUCCUGGCGUCAGACGGGCUGUGGGAUGCAUUGGGCAGUGAGGAGGCCGUGCGCCUGGUGGCUGAGCACCUGACGGGCUUGCCUAUGCGAGCGCCCGUGUCGGCUAGUGAGCGCCAGGUGAGCCUGGGCCAGAUGCACACGCUGCUGCAGCGGCGUCGUGCCCGGGCUAUGCCCCCACCAGACACUAACGCUGCCACGCAUCUCAUCCGCCACGCCAUCGGUGCCAACGAGUACGGGGAGCUUGAGCAGGAGCGCCUGGAAGCCAUGCUGGCUCUGCCUGACGACCUGGCCCGGAUGUACAGGGAUGACAUCACGGUUACCAUUGUCUAUUUCAACCCCAACAUCAGCAAGCACAGCAGCACCUAAAGGUGGCUCUCUAGUGACCCUAGCGUUACUCCACUGCAUGGCAUAGUGGUUAGAGCCGUCGACCUCCACUCGAUGCACACAGGUUUGAAUCC
This is a messenger RNA of Scleropages formosus (Asian bonytongue), 1797 nucleotides long. It is a transcript of the gene pdp2, whose product is annotated as putative pyruvate dehydrogenase phosphatase isoenzyme 2. The record is from RefSeq and is a predicted model, not a curated record. Bases 116 to 1705 code for a protein of 529 amino acids. The transcript has 2 exons. Gene Ontology annotation, cellular component: mitochondrion. Gene Ontology annotation, molecular function: [pyruvate dehydrogenase (acetyl-transferring)]-phosphatase activity; cation binding. Gene Ontology annotation, biological process: protein dephosphorylation. NCBI's taxonomy places the organism in Eukaryota, Metazoa, Chordata, Actinopteri, Osteoglossiformes, Osteoglossidae.